Trichomycterus rosablanca is the source of this 2352-nucleotide messenger RNA. RefSeq lists its product as uncharacterized. The coding region runs from base 1 to 2352 and encodes 783 amino acids. Gene Ontology annotation, molecular function: RNA-DNA hybrid ribonuclease activity; nucleic acid binding. The transcript has 4 exons. The record is from RefSeq and is a predicted model, not a curated record. Lineage: Eukaryota; Metazoa; Chordata; Actinopteri; Siluriformes; Trichomycteridae.
AUGGUCGGUUUGAAGCCUGGUGUGUUCCCAGUAUGGAAACCUCAGUAUCCUUUAAAACCAGAACAAUCUCUAGGUAUAAAAGACACCAUAGCUGGACUACUGACAGCUGGUGUUCUCAGAAAAUCCAAUUCUGACUGGAACACCCCGAUCCUACCUGUCUCCAAAGGAGAGGGAAAGGGAUGGCGUAUGGUGCACGACUUAAGGGAAAUUAAUAAAGCUACUGUUACUGAAAAUAUCCCUGUCCCAGACCCAUACUUGGCUUUGCAAAAUCUGACUCCUGACCAUUGUUAUUUCACUGUUAUCGAUUUGGCAAAUGCAUUUUUCUGCCUCCAACUGGCCAGCUACUGUCAACAAAUUUUUUCUUUCACAUAUGAGGGACAGAAGUAUACAUAUAACAGAUUGCCACAAGGUUACAAGGACAGCCCAGGUCUGUUCAAUAGAGCCCUUAAAGCUGAUUUGUCCAGCCUAACCUUACCUGACAAUACGGUGUUAGUCCAGUAUGUUGAUGACCUACUGAUAGCAGCCCCUGAUGCAGACACCUGUCUAGCAGCCACUGUCUCCUUGCUCACGUUGCUGGCUAACCUUGGAUACAAGGUGAAACAGGACAAAUUGCAAGUUGCUAGACCAGUGGUGACUUUUUUGGGACGCCAAAUUUCGGCCACUGGUCACACUUUGACUGCUACACAACGUCAAUCCAUCCUGCAACAUGGUAAACCCAGUACAGUUCAGGAUCUACUAGCGUUCCUGGGGUUAACGGGCUACAGCCGUAAUUUCAUUUUUGAUUAUGUGGGUUUGACGCAACCUCUUAGGGAUUGUUUGGCUAUGGUGGGACACAGGAACCUUAAAGCAAAACUAAUCUGGACCAUUGACGCCGAAAAAGCUUUCAUUGACUUAAAGCAAGCCUUGGCGCAUGCUGAACAUUUACAGGCCCCAGAUUAUGAAAAACCCUUUUUCCUAGAUGUUUCUGAAAGGAACGGUAUUGUAAAUGCCGUUCUCUUUCAGAAAGGGGGGAGGGAAAGUAAUAGACAGAUUCUCAUGUACUAUAGCUCAAAACUAGAUGUAAUGGAACAGGGCCAAACACAUUGCACUAGACAAAUUGCAGCUCUAGCCAAGGCUGUUAACAAAACUGCUCAUUUAGUCAUGUGUCACCCUCUAGUGAUCAACACGAACCAUGGUGUUGUUGCCUUUCUUACUUCUACAGCAUUCACUCUUUCACCCACUAGGAAGAUGAGGAUCAGCGAUACGCUGACACAACCACACAUCACAUUCACACACAAAGAUACGGUGAAUAUGGCAAAACAAUUACCGCACACUGAUUUGGAACCACAUGACUGUGAGUUUGUGGCCCAGAGGGACCUGAGACUCAGGGAAGACCUCGGUAGUGACCCUUUAGAAAAUCCUGAAGUGGUAUUUUUUUGUGAUGGUUGUUGUUAUAGAGGAGAAGAGGGAAAUGUGGCCUCAUUUGCUGUAAUUGAACAACAGGGGAAAGGCUUUGUCACUAGAGUAGCAGAAAUCAUACCCCAGCCAGCGUCAGCCCAACUUGCCGAAAUAGUAGCACUUACAAAAGCUUUAGAAUUAGGAAAGGACAAGGCCCUAAAUGUUUACACAGACUCUGCUUAUGCCCACUGCGCAGUCCAUGUGGAUGGACCGCAGUGGAUGAGGAGAGGAUUUGUGACCUCUCAAAACACUCCUGUGAAACAUGCAGAAGCCCUAAAAGCCUUAUUAAGUGCUACUUUGUUGCCCAAACUAGUAGCUGUAAUUAAGUGCAAAGGGCACUCCAAGACAAGUGACUUGGAGGGACUGGGAAACAAUGCAGCAGAUGCUGCAGCUAAAAAGGCAGGAGGUUACACUGUACAAAUGACUGUAAAGGCUGACGUCCAGCGGAGUGAGCCCCCUCCAAAACCACCAGCAGAUGACAGCGAGUGGCUGGAGUUUAAAACUGUCAAGCCUGGCGACUGGGUACGGGUGAAAGUCCACAAGAGAAAGUGGUCUGAGCCCAGGUGGUCGGGUCCGUGGGAAGUCACUGAGGUAACAACCCACACCGUCAAAGUGAAAGGCUGUGGGAACUGCACCACUGUGCACUACCUGUUCCCAGAAGUGAAGCAGAAGGUGGUACCCCCAGCAUACAUGCCCUACAGAGGGAACUAUACCUGUUUCGCUAGGAACACGGGGACCGUUGAGGUGGGUCAGCUGAAGUGGUGUGGAGACACCGUGGACGCAGAAAACACCUCAGACGGACUUAUUGAGACUACUCUCUCCAACGGGAGUGACCUGAAGUCCCAGUUCUUUCAGCAGCAUACUCCCCUAUUAGGACUACAGGAGAUAGAAGAAGUUGAAUUGGAGGAAGUUUGA